This is a messenger RNA of Arachis duranensis, 843 nucleotides long. Its product is annotated as abscisic acid and environmental stress-inducible protein. The coding region runs from base 53 to 547 and encodes 164 amino acids. The transcript is spliced from 2 exons. The record is from RefSeq and is a predicted model, not a curated record. NCBI's taxonomy places the organism in Eukaryota, Viridiplantae, Streptophyta, Magnoliopsida, Fabales, Fabaceae.
CCUUCACUAUAAUAAACACAAUACAACUUAAUUUGAAUUCUAGUACUGAAAAAUGGGUUCAAGAGUAGCAAUACUCAUGCUUGGCCUCUUGGCCAUUUUUCUUAUAUCUUCAGAGGUGGCUGCUAGAGACUUAGCUGAGGCUUCACCUAACAAGGAUGAAGCUGGCACAGAGGCAAAUGAAGUGGGUGAGGCCAAGUACGGAUACGGUGGUGGUAACUAUGGCCACGGUGGUGGAAACUAUGGCCACGGUGGUGGAUACCCCGGCUAUGGUGGCGGAGGAUACCCUGGCCACGGUGGUGGAAGCUAUGGCCAUGGUGGUGGAAGCUAUGGCCACGGUGGCGGAGGGUACCCCGGCUACGGUGGCGGAGGAUACCCUGGCCACGGUGGCGGAGGAUACGGUCACGGUGGCGGAGGAUACGGUCACGGUGGUGGAGGGUACGGAGGAGGAGGAUAUUGCCGUUACGGUUGCUGCGGCGGUGGAUACGGUGGACGUUGCAGGUGCUGCUCUUACGCCGGUGAAGCUGCUGAAGCUGAACCUCACAACUAAGGCAGUGUUUAUUACAUAUUAUGCUUCAAUAAUAUGUAAUAAAUUAUUAUUAUUAUUAUUAUUAUGGCGUUUCAGUGAAUAAAUGAAGCUCGUGAGACGAGAGACAUACACAUGUAGAGAAAGAGAGAAAUAGUAGAUAGGACUAAAGGCUAUUUUUGUCUUUUUCCUUGAAUGCUAUGAUCGAUCUUUCUCAUGAUCUUAGCUGUCUUACUCUCUCCGCGAGUGAAAUGUUGAAUGUAUAUGCAUCACUAUGUUUCUGUCAUAAUGAAAAUAGUAACCACAGUUAUUCUCAACUA